Molecule: messenger RNA, 1788 nt
Organism: Corylus avellana
Lineage: Eukaryota; Viridiplantae; Streptophyta; Magnoliopsida; Fagales; Betulaceae
Biological process (GO): regulation of DNA-templated transcription
Molecular function (GO): DNA binding
Source: RefSeq, a predicted model, not a curated record
CAGUCUCUCCUUGCUCGCUCGCAACUCGCACGAACGAACCCACCUCCCAUUUCUCAAAUUACAUGCCAUUUUCGCUCUCUCUCUUUCUCUCUCUUUCUACUCUGUGGUCUCCCUAGCUUCAGGAUAUUUGCGCACCAAAUGUCUUUGGAUCUCUACAACAAAGAUUUGUCUACUUUUCGGUGCAAUUUUAGUUUCAUGAUUAGGGGGAGGCUCUGGUGUUGGCGGAAGGUCUUGUUUCGACAUUGGAGAUGACAGUUUGCUUUUCUUUUCUGGGAAGUAUCAUUUUAAUUGCAGUCUAAAGUAGAGUUAGUUCAUCGUUUCUGUGGAAGGGAGUUUGGUUACUUGUUGGUUAAGGUACAGGGUAUUAAGCAUUGUUAUCUCCACUGCUCUGAGGAAUUUGUAUACUUGGUUUCUGAAGUUAUGGUAUUGUGGGAUAUUAUUUUGACUUUCUUGAUGGGGGAGAGAUCCUUGCUGCCUCCUGGGAUUCGAUUUCAUCCAACGGAUGUUGAGCUGGUUUUGUACUAUCUAAAGAAGAAAGUCAUGGGUAAAAGGCUCCGUUUUGAAGCGAUUCCAGAGGUUGAUAUAUACAAAUUUCCCCCUUGGGUUCUUCCAGAGAAAUCUAUUUUGGGAAAUGGGGAUUUGAAAUGGUACUUCUUUUGUCCAUUGGAGAAAAAAUAUUCAAGGGGGGCUAGAAUGAAUCGCACUGCUGAAGGUGGGUUCUGGAAAGUCACUGGAAAUGAUAGACCUGUUCUUCACAAUGAAGACUCGGUGGGGUCUAUAAAAACGUUGAUUUUCCAUGAAGGAAAAGCACCAGGGGCUCGAACGGAUUGGGUCAUGCAUGAGUACAGACUUGAAGACAAGAAUUUGGCCGAGAGAGAAGUUGUUCAGAACGACAAAUAUGUGCUUUGUGUGAUUUUCCAAAAGGAGGGCCGUGGCCCAAGAAAUGGUGCUCAAUACGGAAAACCAUUUAAGGAGGAAGAUUAUAACGAUGAUGAGGAAGUUGGCGGUGUAGAAUCUGGCCCUUCUGCUGGUUUGUCUACCCCAGCCUAUAUGCUGCCCAGUAACUAUAACAGUUCAGUUGCUACUGGCACCUUGCAAUUGGGGGGUACAGUUACCGUGUCAUGUUUGUCUGAAACCAUGCCAUCCCACUGUGAGGGGCUCCCAGCAGUUGGCUGUGGAGAAUCUGGCCCUUCUACUGGUUUGUCUACCCCAGCCUAUCUGCUGUCUAGUCACUGUAAGAGUUCAGUUGCGACUGGCACCCCGCAAUUCGAUGGCACAGUUUCCAAGUCCUGUUUGUCUGAAACCAUGCCAUCCCAAUGUGAGGAGCUUCCAUCAGUUCGUGCCAACAAUGUUGUUUUAAAGGAAUUGGGUGAUGGUGAUAUCCUUUCAACGGUUCUCGGUAAUAAUGUUGUUUCAGAGGAGCUCCAUCAAGAUGAUGAUAUUCGUUCAAUGAUGGAUCGCUUUAUAGAGGACAACCCUUUGGUUUCAAAUGAAGAUGACAAAUAUAAGAAUCCCGGUCUUGAUGGAAAUGGUAUUUUUGAUGACUUGGGAGAUCUGCCUCAUUGGGACCAUUAUCUUGAUAUGACUGAUCUCGAUGAGCCGCUGAAUAAUUCUGAUGUGCUUCCACAAUAAAAUUCUGUUAGGAAGUGUUCUUGAAAACAAUCGUAUUGUGUGAUGGAUUUAAUUUUCAAGCAUUUGAAAUCUGUUCAUUUUCUAUAAAUCACAUGUAAGAAUCUAUCAGAUUUGCCUUGGCUUAUUUGCUCUCUAUUAAUUUACCAGAUUUUCUUA